Colletotrichum gloeosporioides is the source of this 921-nucleotide messenger RNA. RefSeq lists its product as uncharacterized. The transcript has 3 exons. NCBI's taxonomy places the organism in Eukaryota, Fungi, Ascomycota, Sordariomycetes, Glomerellales, Glomerellaceae. The record is from RefSeq and is a predicted model, not a curated record. The annotation marks the transcript as partial.
AUCAAGUGCCGAAGCAGCGAAGCAGCCCUGAGCCAAUGCCAGAACUGCGUUGGGUUUGGAAUUGAAUGCCAAUUGUCCCGCCCAUCGAAAAGGGGCAAAGCAGGCGGAUCGGAGCGCAUUGGGCGGACGAUCCCGAGCAUGCAGAGAACAAGCUCCAGCAUAGCGGCGACUGUUGUCCCCUCAGAUCGGGGGCUUCGGAGUGAUGGUCCUCCAGAGCCCGUGUCUCACGACUCCGUCGUUGAGCCAUCAAGCGACAGAACAGAGCUCGGAGACGGAAAUCUCCCCACAGGCACGCUAGCUCCAGCCUGGUGCGCAUUUGCAUGGAAAACAUUAUUCACGUCAAUCGUCUGGGAUGGCUGUAUUCAUUUUCAGGAGGCUCACUCAAUGGUCGAGUAUCCUGAAGGUGAUCAGUCCGGAUUUUUACCAGCAGGCAAUCCCAAUUGGAUCGAAGGGUGGAAUUUUACUACAGAUCUCUAUCGCAUAUUGGAGCACGUACUCUGCAAACUGAGAACGCGGCACUCUCGCUUCAACCUAUUCGGAGAUUGCCACUCACGCUUGGAGACGCACCGAUUACAAGACCGAGUAAACGGUUUGCAUUUCGGUCUACAUCAUCGCUUCAAAGAAUUCGGUUUGGCGACCGGUGUUGCCGAAAAGGACAUAUACGGCUUUCAGGCAGCAAAUAUCCAGGCAACGCUUGCACUUCUGCGCAUGGCAUUGCUGUCUCUGGAAGGUGAUGUCGAUCUGGAUAAGAAAUGCUCUGUUGUCAACGAGGUGUUGACAGCGUUCCACCAAGUUCCGAAGGCCUUCCAGCGCGCUAUUAGUAAUCCUCUCAUAUACCACAUCGGUUCAAUCGGAAUCAUUCUUGGUUCCGUCAUGGAAGGCAUGAGCCCCUUCCUAAAAGGAUCUUCACAAACUCACUAG